AUGAUCAACUAUAAUCUUACUGGUGAUUCGCUGCUACAUUGUCUCAAGAUUAGCAACAGUAAAGUCCUUGUGGUAGAUGAGGACGCUGGGUGUCGGCAGCGAGUUGAGGAGUGUCGGGAAAGGAUCGAGCAAGAACUAGAUAUACGAAUUGUCGUUCUUGACUCAUCGACAAAGGCGUCAAUCGCUGCGAUCAGUCCAAAGCAACCAGAGUCUCGCUACAGAGACCACGUGGAUGGAGAGACACCUGUUCUUGGGAUCUACACUUCGGGCACAACUGGACUCCCAAAGGCAAGCCACUUCCACCUCGAAAGAAUCUGGUUUCUAGGCGACUAUCGUAGACGUCUCACGAACCAAAGUUCAGGGCCUGACGGAGAUGUAUUCUACAACUGUAUGCCUUUGUACCACGGCACCGGAGGUGUACUCGCUACUGGUUGUAUGGUUUCUGGCAUGACGCUGGCCAUUGGACGCAAGUUCUCAACUUCCGGAUUCUGGGAUGAGAUCAGGGAGUCUGGAGCAACUGCUUUUGUCUACGUGGGAGAAACCGCGCGCUACCUGCUCUCUGCACCACCCUCGCCCAGAGACAAAGACCACAAAGUCCGUCUAAUGCACGGCAAUGGUAUGAGACCGGAUGUCUGGAGAAAAUUCCAGGAGAGGUUCGGCGUGACGGACGUUAUGGAGUUCUUCAAUAGUACCGAAGGUGUCUUCACUUUGAACAACUACAGUCGAAACGAUCACUUCGCAGACGCAGUCGGGCACCAUGGAGCAAUCUUCCGAGCUGUGUUCAGAAAUACUUAUGUUCCGGUGAAAUUGGACUACGAGACGGGUGAGAUCUGGCGUCAUUCAGAAACCGGGUUUGCACAGCGGCAACCGUAUGAGGAAGGUGGUGAGAUGCUGGUCAAGGUUCCCGACGAGAACCAAUUCAAAGGAUACUGGCAUGCACCUGAAGCCACAGCAAAGAAAUAUGCUAGGAAUGUCUUUGAGAAAGGUGAUCUCUAUUACAGAUCUGGCGAUGCACUGCGAAGAUCUUCGGAUGGAAAAUGGUUCUUCAUGGACCGUCUCGGAGACACUUUCCGUUGGAAGGGUGAGAACUGCAGUACGACUGAGGUCGCUGAGUGCUUGGGCAGAUUUCCAUUCAUCAAGGAAGCCAAUGUCUAUGGCGUCGAAGUCCCAGGCAAGUCUGUCUUCGAUUGCUGA
Messenger RNA from Aureobasidium vineae, 1194 nucleotides. NCBI's taxonomy places the organism in Eukaryota, Fungi, Ascomycota, Dothideomycetes, Dothideales, Saccotheciaceae. The record is from the annotation of a GenBank genome assembly.